Messenger RNA from Pocillopora meandrina, 1202 nucleotides. The record is from the annotation of a GenBank genome assembly. NCBI's taxonomy places the organism in Eukaryota, Metazoa, Cnidaria, Anthozoa, Scleractinia, Pocilloporidae.
UUUAUAGAUAUUGAUGAAUGCAAUGCUUUCCCAUCAUUUUGUUCAGUCAAUGCCGAUUGUGAGAACACCUUAGGCUCUUAUCGCUGUUCCUGCAGACCUGGAUUUCUCGGCAAUGCAACAAACUGUUACCGUAAGGACAUUUGGAUUUUAAGACAGACUAACUCACUUGUCAUUUUCAACGCUUCAAAUUUAUUUCACGAUUUUUGUGGACAUUUUCCCCUAAAAUUUCACAGAUAUCAUGUUCAUAGCCAGGAGUCCAUUACUUAAUAGCACAUUUCAGGAGUAAAUACUUUUUUCUUUUUAAAGUUACUUUGAAUCUCAAAACCGAUGGGAGAAGGGGACGCUCAGGCACUAUACAGACAUUCACUGUACCACGGACCACUCGCUAUCUCAUCAAAGCCUGGGGUGCUCAGGGUGGAACACAUUCAUACGAUUAUGGAUACCUUCCAGGAACAUAUUAUGGUGGAAAGGGAGCGUUUAUAGAAGGCAAGUUCACACUGAAUAAUGGAACAGUGUUAAAUAUUGUGGUGGGACAAAGGGGAGGAGAUUCAGUGGAGGUUCAAGGCGGACAAAGCACUAGCAAAACAGCAGCUCAACUAGGAGUGUCCGUGGAAGACAAUGCUGGCACUGGAGGAGGGGGAGGAAGUUUUGUUUAUACUGCAGAUAAUGUUUUGUUGGUAGCUGCCGGAGGAGGAGGGGGUGCGUCUGGUGGAUAUAAUGGUGUGGAUGGUCAGGCUGGUUCAAAUGGCACCGGAAGUGUGGGGAAAGAAUCCUCACGAGUUAGAAAUGGAGGCAUAGGUGGGCAGCCAGGUGAAUGCAACAGCAAGGGCGGCAACUACCACGGAGGAGUGGGCGCGGGGUGGUUUGGUCAAGGUUGUACCCGAUUAAGCUCCUCCCAUGGGGAAAGAGGUGGAUCACGCGCUGAAGGCUGGAUCGGAGGUCAAGCCGGAGGUAUGAAUAGCGGGAAUAACGGGGGCCCUGCACCAGGAGCAGUUGGUGGGUUUGGUGGUGGAGGAGGUGGAUCAGAGGAUAAUGGUGCAUCAGGUGGAGGUGGUGGUUACUCUGGGGGAGGUAGUGGUACCAGUCAGAAUCAAGCCGGAGGUGGAGGAGGCUCGUACUGUAAUGGCCAAGAUUGUUCCGGUUUGACUGGUGGGAACUCGAAUGAUAAUGGCCUUGUACAAAUUAUAGAAUUGUUUGGCUGA